Molecule: messenger RNA, 1264 nt
Organism: Raphanus sativus (radish)
Lineage: Eukaryota; Viridiplantae; Streptophyta; Magnoliopsida; Brassicales; Brassicaceae
Exons: 2
Coding region: 305-1063 (252 amino acids)
Source: RefSeq, a predicted model, not a curated record
UCAAAGUUUGAUUUGUUUUGUGGUGUGGUGGUGGAAGAGAAAGCCUGCUGGCCGAAGAGAAAUCCGGCCUUUGAGGUGGUUAAGGCGGGUUCCCUCUAAAUCUCUUAUCUUUCUAUCUUUAAACACCUUCGUUUGUUUGGAACUACCCGUUGGGGAUUCCUAAAGUUGUUCUUCUUAGAACUUUGAGUAUAAGACUUUGAGUGCACACUUUAAACUGAGAGAAACACGUGUGUGGGUGAGGAUCAAACACUCGAGUGUGUGAGAUUUUUAUCUAACGUUUUGUGUUUAAGAAUUUUCAGGAACCAUGACUAGUAAGGAUGAAAGGAGCCGACCAGGAAAUUCUUUUGUUGGUUUAUCUAACUUGCAGAUGAGGAAGAUCAAUGAUUCUGUUGCUAACCUUAUACAUGCAGGUCUAGAACAGAUCCAUCAGAAGCUGGACGAAAUUCAAGGUGUCCAACAGACUCGUCCUAAACCCGCAGCAAGGAGAGAACGCCCUAGGCGGACCAACCGAUCCAAUGACGAUUUUGGAGAAAGAGAGUUCCCUGAUGGCGACAGCAAGAGCCAAAAGAAGAGCACAUCCACACAUGCACCUGUAGCUGAGCCAUCCAUAUUCAUCAGUGAAAAGCCCAAAGGUAAAUCUGAAUGCAGCUUUGAAGAUCUAAAAGAUUUUUCAGAUUCAUUACCAAUUUUUGAUGAAUAUGAUGAUGAGCCAACUGAAAGUCUGAUGAAUUGUGAGGAUACUUGUGAUUUUCCUACUCCUGAAUCUGAGUUGAUGCUUGGUAGUAAACUAACCUGUUUUGAGCCGGAGCUUCCGAGCAGUCUUAUUCUUAGUUCACAGGAUUUUGAGGAAGAGCCAUUCAACCAACCACAUCAUGGACGACUUCCUGGCACUAGGACACCUUUGGAUGAUGAUCUAGGUUCCAUAUUUGAUGAGGAAGACGAUCUUUGUCCAGUCUUUGAUGAGGAAGCACCAAGCAUCAAUAUGGACAGUCAUCUUUGCUUUGAUCCCGGCACAACUCCUCCCAUUUUAUCCACUGACAUUCAAGAGCACUGCUCGUCUUGAAUAUGUUCUAUGGUGUUUCAUGCCUUGAAAGCAUUCUGAUUUGCAACACCUUCUUUGAAAAACAUAUUGAGCCUUGGAAAAGUAAUUCUCAGUUUGAGCUUGAUCUUUUGUGUUCUAAAUCUGAGAAACUUGUGCAUGUUGUGAAAUUAUUCUUUAGGAACUAUGAAAUCACGAGCCUUGACACCAUUCUGGUCUGUAAUG